CCAAAAUGUGGAUUUGCGCUCGGACGCGGGUCAGAGCAGUCCUGGCCCUCAGCCUGGUCCUGGUCAUGUGGCUGGCCCUGGGGCCCGGGACUCGGAACCGGAAGUGGUUUCCGACUCCCUCCUCUUCCCCCGAAAGCGUCGCGAAUCCUCCUUCCUUCCGCUACCUGCAGAGGCCGCCCGAUUGUCCUCCGGGCCGGCCGGUACCUCUGGUGGCGCUGGUGCACUCGGCGCCCGACCACGGGCCCCUGCGACGGCUGCUGCGAAAGAUGUGGGCCCGUACGGCCCCCCGAGUCAGACUGGUGUUCCUGCUGGGCGACGUGGAACCCGGGUCGAUGCGGACGGCGCUGGAAGAGGAGGCUCGCCGACACCGCGACGUGGUGCGAGGAGACUUCGUCGACUCCUACCGUAACCUGACCUAUAAGCACCUGAUGGGCCUGACCUGGGCCUCGGAACGCUGCUCGGAGGCCCGCCUUCUGCUCAAGAUGGACGACGACAUAUUCGUCCACUACUUCCGGCUGAAGAGCGUCAUCGAGCGACUUCCUCAAGACGACCACCUGUCCUGCUACGUGCACCGGAAGAUGGCGGUGGUGCGCCACCCUGGCAGCAAGUGGUACGUCUCGGAACGAGAGUAUCCCGACUCCCACUUCCCCGACUUCUGUUCGGGGUGGGCCUACCUGCUCGGGCCCUCGGCCGCCCGUCGACUGGUCCGCGCCUCCCGCCUCCUCCCCUACUUCUGGGUGGACGACGUCCACGUCACCGGCACCUUGGCCCGGGCGGCCGGGCUGAAACUGCACCCCCUGGACUCGCUGUACGCCCUGGACGCCGACUCGCUGGCCCGCUGGGCCCGGUCUCCGGAUCGACGAGACUGGAACUACGUCUUCGGCCCCACCCUGGGCGACCCGGAUCUGACCCUGCGGGCCCACUUGAAAGCCCUUCGAUGCGGCAUGGAAGGGUGCCGUCGGGGCCCGGAGCCCGGGCAGUGGGCCACGGUGGCGGCCCGCGGUCGGGCGGAGAGAGUGGACAUGGGUCGAAAUAUUCGUCCCGGGAAGGUAGUGUCGUCGUUCUCUUCCUUCUAG
Messenger RNA from Centruroides sculpturatus (bark scorpion), 1076 nucleotides. Its product is annotated as acetylgalactosaminyl-O-glycosyl-glycoprotein beta-1,3-N-acetylglucosaminyltransferase-like. The transcript has a single exon. Gene Ontology annotation, molecular function: hexosyltransferase activity. NCBI's taxonomy places the organism in Eukaryota, Metazoa, Arthropoda, Arachnida, Scorpiones, Buthidae. Gene Ontology annotation, cellular component: membrane. The record is from RefSeq and is a predicted model, not a curated record. The coding region runs from base 6 to 1076 and encodes 356 amino acids.